Messenger RNA from Eremothecium sinecaudum, 912 nucleotides. RefSeq names its product putative pyridoxal kinase BUD17 (gene BUD17). Gene Ontology annotation, biological process: pyridoxal 5'-phosphate salvage. The coding region runs from base 1 to 912 and encodes 303 amino acids. The transcript has a single exon. Gene Ontology annotation, cellular component: cytosol. Gene Ontology annotation, molecular function: pyridoxal kinase activity. NCBI's taxonomy places the organism in Eukaryota, Fungi, Ascomycota, Saccharomycetes, Saccharomycetales, Saccharomycetaceae. The record is from RefSeq and is a predicted model, not a curated record.
AUGGGUAAAAAGGUACUAUCUAUUCAAUCACACGUAGUUUACGGGUAUGUUGGGAAUAAGGCAGCUACUUUUCCCUUACAAUAUAGGGGCUGGGACGUUGAUGCCUUGAAUACGGUAGAAUACAGUAAUCAUCCUGGCCAUGGAAGUUAUACAGGAUCCAAAACCAAAGCAGAUGAUAUCAGCGAUAUAAUUUUGAAUGGUCUAUUGCCUCUAGAUCUGGAUUACACCGCUGUAUUGCUUGGGUAUCUGCCCGACGCAGAAGGUCAUGCACGUAUAUUGGAAAUUAUACGACGCAUAUGUACGGUUUAUAGAGACAUAAUCCUGGUUGUGGAUCCUGUUCUUGGCGAUAAUGGAAAGCUAUACGUCCCGCAUAAAACUAUAGGGUUUUAUAAGCAAUUACUUACGGACACAACUGUUGCGCUUGUCACCCCCAACCAAUUUGAACUGUUUUUGUUAACUGACGUAUUAGUAACGACUAAGGAGCAUCUCAAAAAAGCAAUUGAUGUUUUUAAUGAACGUUAUCCACGUGUAAAACGGCUAGUCGUCACCAGCUUACGACUUGAGGAAACUGCAGACCAGUUGCUUGUCCUAUGUACAGACUUUCAAUCCUCUCAUUAUUUUGCAGUUCCUCUAAUAAGGGCUUCUUUCAGUGGGUGUGGAGACCUGAUAACUGCGCUAUUAUUGGACGCGGUCACAGAAUUUCCCGGUGAUCUAUCUACAGCUGUCAGUAGGGCAUUGACAUUGAUCCAUGGAGUCUUGCAAGCUUCAUAUGAGUAUACAUUACGCGAAACAGCGACUGAGGAUCGUAAUAAGCCUCUGAUUAUAACCGAUUUAAGGCUUAUACAAUCUAGGAACCAGCUCAGAGACCAUCCCGCGCCUCAAUUCGCGUGCUUUCGUAUUAAUUACCCUUAA